AUGAUUGACUUUACGAUACAUGGUACCUCAGAUGCUUGGUUCAGCAUCAAGAAAAUGUACUGGCCCGAUGGUGUCAAGGUUACCAAAGAUGGAAUUCUGAGCGGAGGUGAGCCUAUUCAUCCUCAUACCGACUUGAUUUAUCAAGACCAAGAGUCGCCCGGCAUGUCGACCGCAGCAGCAAUGGCCAUGCUCCGCCAGAAAAGGGACGAAAUUCGAAACGCAUUUGCCAAAAGUUGGAAGAAGCUAGAUGUGGAUGUAAUGAUCGCACCUGCUUUCAUAGGCCCGGCUUGCUUGCACGAUACAGCCCUCGAGUAG
Fusarium odoratissimum NRRL 54006 is the source of this 315-nucleotide messenger RNA. RefSeq lists its product as uncharacterized. NCBI's taxonomy places the organism in Eukaryota, Fungi, Ascomycota, Sordariomycetes, Hypocreales, Nectriaceae. The transcript has a single exon. Bases 1 to 315 code for a protein of 104 amino acids. The record is from RefSeq and is a predicted model, not a curated record.